Molecule: messenger RNA, 1014 nt
Organism: Trichoplax adhaerens
Lineage: Eukaryota; Metazoa; Placozoa; Uniplacotomia; Trichoplacea; Trichoplacidae
Exons: 1
Coding region: 1-1014 (337 amino acids)
Biological process (GO): G protein-coupled receptor signaling pathway
Cellular component (GO): membrane
Molecular function (GO): G protein-coupled receptor activity
Source: RefSeq, a predicted model, not a curated record
AUGGCUAAUACUUCUGCUGUUAAUAGCUCUCUAGAGAACCCCAGAACUAAUGAUGGAUAUGUUUUCACACAAGUAUAUUGGAGCGUUACUGGAGCGUUGACUGUAGUAACUAAUACCUCAUUACUGUUGUUGAUAUUAUUAAGGAGAAAAUUAUGGACAUUUUCACAUCGGAUAAUAGCUAGCAUGGCCUUUGUGGGGAUUCUUUUUGGAGCAAUUUACAUUUUACCACGAUGGGCUAAUCCAGAUGGAUUGCAGACACCGAUUCUUUGUGACAUAACGCGCCAGAUUGGCCAGUCUUUAGUAAUUAAUCUCAAUAUUCAUAUCUGCGUCAUUAGUUUUGAUCGAUAUUUUGCUGUAAUGUACCCUUUUAAUUACCCUAGACAGUCUACAACACGGAACUUAAUUUUAUUGCUUAUCAGUAUUUGGAGUAUUGCAACAGUUGUACCAAUGCUUCCUUUAGUGACAUUUAGACCUGUUAAUGCAACUUACUGUACAAUUUGGGCAAAUGAUUUGGUUGCUGAGAAAGCGUUCUUGUUUGCAAUAUUUUCAAUUCUAUUCUUUCUACCUUUAGUGGUGAUUUUACUAACAUACACUAGGAUCAUUUCUACAAGUUAUUCACAUCGCCAGAGGAUGAACUCAUUUAAUCAGAAGAUGACGCGUAGAAGAAGUUUGUCUAUCAUCAUUUACGAUAUCAAAGCCUUACGUCAAAUGGCCAUCCUUCUCUGUACAUUUUGCCUGGGAUUUUGUCCAUUUGUUAUCAUGUUCAUUAUCCAGCAAGAAAAAAUUUCCGAUCCAAGAACGCAAGUGCGAUCAGAGGCUUUAGUUAUAACCUCUUUUAUUGCAUUUUCAUAUCCAGCUCUUAAUCCGCUAAUGUACGGAUACUUCUCGCCCGACAUCAGAUCUGAAUGUUUUAAAGUUUUCUGUAAAAUGUUUACUUUUUCGAAGUACAACUUAGAGACAACAUCAACAAGCGAAUACUUGAAUGCUGAUGUUAAAACUGUAACCUCUGUUUAA